GAGCGCAGACAUGGCCGGGUCAGGGGCGAGGACAGAGGCGACUACGAAACGCUGAAAGUACUGGAGAGGUACAAUCCACGAAGUGAACCGCAAGGGGGCUACUUGAGGGUGGAACGGAACGUGAAGGUGCAGGUGUCAGUGUCGAGCCGAAGCUCAGCAGAG
Symbiodinium natans is the source of this 162-nucleotide messenger RNA. Lineage: Eukaryota; Dinophyceae; Suessiales; Symbiodiniaceae. The record is from the annotation of a GenBank genome assembly.